AAGAAAAGUAGCAUUUGUUUCAUAUCUUUGUACAAUCACACAAUGAGCGGCAGGGGCAAAACCGGCGGCAAAGCUCGCGCUAAGGCCAAGACUCGUUCUUCCAGGGCUGGCUUACAGUUCCCUGUCGGCCGUGUCCACAGGCUGCUCCGUAAAGGUAACUAUGCUCAGCGAGUUGGUGCUGGAGCUCCAGUCUAUUUGGCUGCUGUGCUCGAGUAUCUCACUGCUGAAAUCCUGGAGUUGGCUGGUAACGCUGCCCGCGACAACAAGAAGACGCGCAUCAUUCCUCGCCACCUGCAGCUUGCCGUUCGUAACGACGAAGAGUUGAACAAACUGCUGGGCGGUGUGACUAUCGCUCAGGGCGGCGUGCUGCCCAACAUCCAGGCUGUGCUGCUGCCCAAGAAGACUGAGAAGCCGGCUAAGACCAAGUAAACUGGUUGAAUUGCAUUGAUCACCAAAAGGCUCUUUUAAGAGCCACUCAUUUCUUUUUCAAAAGGGCUAAAAUCAAGAUAUGAAAAACGUUAUUUUGGUCCACUGCUUUUUAUCAAUUGUUCUCGACUUAUUAAUAAGACUUGUUGCAAAAUAUUAGGGCUACUGCAGUUACAAAGAGUUUAAAAUCGGUACAUUUUUUUGGAUUUUUAAAAAUUGGUCGAGAUCUAAGUUAUUGUCAUAAAACUGCGUUAACCACCGUCUCACUUUGCUCAAAGCCAUUGUGGACGAGUAUUGCUGAUAAAACGGAACAGAACUGCGAACGAGUUGGGUUAGAAAUUACUGCAACUCGCGCAAAUAUUGAAUGAUUAAAGUAAGUGUGGGGUUGCUUUUCAUGCUUCUGAUAGUAUGGACGUGAAAACGAUAUAAAAUUUCGUUCAGGAUGGGCUUAAAUGCCCUAUAUACGUCUCAAUGUGUGUGUGUGUGUACGUGUACGCACCAUUCUGCCCCGUAAAUAAUAUUUCAAAACACAUUUUGCUGAUAUGCAAUGAAGUAGUAAUCUGGAGCUUUCAUCUAGAUUUCAUGUUUUACUGCCCUGAUUACUAAGAACUUCAUAAUUUCCUUAGUUACGCUUGAAAAAGAUGGGAGUCGUAUUUGACUUCGGGCGCCAAAGCACAUCAUCCAAUAAGAGGAAGAACGAAGACGCCACUCUACCAAUGGAGGCGUGGAAAAAAAUCAACCAAUCAAAGCAGGUUAGUACUGCUUUAUAAGUUUGUGUUAUCCCGAAUAUACUUGCAGUUCUAUUUGAGAAAUAGAAAGAAGUCGUAAGCAUGGCAAGAACCAA
Molecule: messenger RNA, 1270 nt
Organism: Brienomyrus brachyistius
Lineage: Eukaryota; Metazoa; Chordata; Actinopteri; Osteoglossiformes; Mormyridae
Product: histone H2A-like
Exons: 1
Coding region: 43-429 (128 amino acids)
Cellular component (GO): nucleosome
Molecular function (GO): DNA binding; structural constituent of chromatin; protein heterodimerization activity
Source: RefSeq, a predicted model, not a curated record